AUGACCAUGCCACCUCAAACAACAUCCACAACUCCAACCACCCAAACUCCAUCUCCAACCACAACAACUCAAUCACCAACAACAACAACUCAAUCACCUACCACAACAACCCCUGCAGCAACCACAACAAAUUCAUCUCCAACCACAACAACCCCUGCAGCAACCACAACUUCAUCAACAACCACAACAAUGCUUGCAGCAACCACAACUACGCUUGCAGCAACCCCAACAACUCAAUCACCAAACACAACAACCCCUUCAGCAGCAACAACAACGCCUACAGCAACCACAACUCGAACACCAACAAAAACAACAACCCCUGCAGCACCCACAACAAAUCCAUCUCCAAACACAACAAAUCAAACACCAAACAUAACAUCUCCAUCUCUAACCACAAAAACCCCUGCAGCAAACAAAACCACUCCAUCACCAACUACAACAAUGCCUGCAGCAACCACAAUGACUUCAUCUCCAACCACGAAACCUCUUGUAGCAACCACAACAACUUCAUCUCCAACCACAACAACCCCUGCAGCAAAUACAACUCCUGCAACAACCACCAUAACUCAAUCACCAACUACAACAACGCCUGCAGCAACAACAACAACCCAUAGAGCAUCCAAAGCAACUCAAACACCAACCACAACAACACCUCCCGCAACUAUAAAAACACCUGCGGCAACCACAAAAACUCAAUCAUCAACCACAACUACGCCUGCAGCAACCACAAAAACUUCAUCUACAACCACAACAACUCCUGCAGCAACCACAACUUCACCUUCAACGACAACAGCCCCUCCAGUAACCACAACUUCAUCUCUAACCACAACAACGCCUGUAACAACCACAACUCCUGCAACAACCACCACGACUCAAUCACCAACCACAAAACCUACAGCAACCACAACAUCUUCAUCUUCAACCACAACAACCCCGUCAAUAACCACCACCACUCAAUCACCAACUACAACAACGCCUGCAGCAACCACAAAAACUUCAUCUCCAACCACAGCUACCCCUGCAGCAACCACAACUCAGUCACCAACAACAACAACUCCUGCAGCAACCACAAAAACUUCAUCUCCAACUACAACAACCCCUGCAGCAACCAGAGCAACACCAGCAGCAACCACAACUUCAUCUCCAAAUACAACAACAAUUCAAUCACUAACCACAACACCUGCAGCAACCACAACAACCCCUACAGCAACCACAACAAUCCCUACAGCAACCACCACAACUCAAUCACCAACCACAAAUAUGCCUGCAAAAAUCACUACAACUUCAUCUCCAACAACAACAACAACAACCCCUGCAGCAACCACAACAACUCUAUCACCAACCACAACAACUCCAGCAGCAACCACUAAAACUUCAUCUCCAACAACAAAAACCUCUGCAUUAACCACAACUCAAAUACCAACCACAACAACGCCUGCAGCAACCACCAGAACUUCAUCUCCAACCAAAACCACCCCUACAGCAACCAUAACAACUCAACCACCAACCACAAUAAUUCCUGCAGCAACCACCACAACUUCAUCUCCAACCACAACAACUCCUGCAGCAACUACAACAACUCAAUCACCAACCUCAACAACACCUGCAGCAACCAAAACAACUUCAUCUGCAACCACAACAACUCAAUCACCAACCUCAACAACACCUGCAGCAACCAGAACAACUUCAUCUCCAACCACAACAACUCCUGCAGCAACCACAACUCAAUCACCAAUCACAACAACUCCUGCAGCAACCACAACAACUUCAGCUCCAACCACAACUCAAUCACCAACCACAACAAUGCCUGAAGCAACCACAACAACCUCUUCUCCAACCACAACAACACCUGCAGAAACCACCACAACUUCAUCUACAACCACAACAACCCCUGCAGAAACCAUAACAACUCAAUCACUAACCAAAAAAACUCCUGUAUUAAACACAACAACUUCAUUUCCAAUCACAACAACCCCUGCAGCAUCCACAACAACUCAAUCAGCAACCACAACUACGCCAGCAGCAACCACCACAUCUUCAUCUCCGACCACAAAAACUCCUACAGCAACCACUACAACUUCACCUCCAACCACAAUAACCCCUGAAGCCACCACAACAACUCAAUUAUCAACCACAGCUACACCCGAGGCAACCACUACAGCUUCUUCUAUAACCACAACAACUCCUACAGCAACCACAAAAACUUCAUCUCCAACCACAACAAUUUCAUAUACAACCACAGCAACCCCUCCAGCAACGACCACAACUUCAUCUCCAACCAAAACAACCCCUGCAGCAACCACAAAUCAAUCACCAACCACAACAACUCCUGCAGCAACCACAACUCCAUCAUCAAACACUACAACUCAAUUAUCCCAUGCAGCAUCCCACUACACUCAAUCCCCAACCACAACAACCCCUGCAGCAUCCACUACAACUCAAUCCCCAACCACAACAACCCCUGCAGCAUCCACUACAACUCAAUCCCCAACCACCACAACCCCUGCAGCAACCACUACAACUCAAUCCCCAACCACUACAACUCAAUCCCCAACCACAACAACCCCUGCAGCAUCCACUACAACACAAUCUCCAACCACUACAACUCAAUCCCCAACCACCACAACCCCUGCAGCAUCCACUACAACUCAAUCCCCAACCACAACAACCCUGCAGCAUCACUACCAACUCAAGGCCCCAACCACAACCAACCCUCAGCAUCCACUACAACUCAAUCAACAACCCCAACAACCCAAAACCCCCCACCUGCAGCAUCACUACAACUCAAUCCCCAACCACAACCCCUUCCACGCAGCAUCCACUAAAAAACCCCAACCUCAAUCCCCAACACCACACCCCCAUCCACUACAACUCAAUCCCCAACCACAACAACCCCUGCCAGCAACCACUACAACUCAAUCCCCAACCACCACAACCCCUGCAGCAUCCACUACAACUCAAUCCCCAACCACCACAACCCCUGCAGCAACCACUACAACUCAAUCCCCAACCACAACAACCCCUGCAGCAACCACUACAACUCAAUCCCCAACCACAACAACCCCUGCAGCAUCCACUACAACUCAUUCCUCAACCACAACAACCCCUGCAGCAACCACUACGACUCAAUCCCCAACCACAACAACCCCUGCAGCAUCCACUACAACUCAUUCCUCGACCACCACAACCCCUGCAGCAACCACAACAACUCAAUCCCCAACCACAACAACCCCUGCAGCAAUCACUCCCAAAAACUCAGUCCUCAAACCCACAAAACAACCCCUGCACAUCCACUACAACUCAAUUCCCUCCGAACCACCACAACCCCUGCAGCAACCACAACAACUCAAUCCCCAACCACAACAACCCCUGCAGCAUCCACUACAACUCAUUCCUCAACCACAACAACCCCUGCAGCAACCACUACAACUCAAUCCCCAACCAACCCCCAAACAACCGCCCUUUCAAGCAACCACUACAAACUCCCAAUUCCUGAACCACCAACAACCCCUGCAGCCAACAACAACCCCUCAAUCAACCCCAAACGCUCAACAACCCCAAUCUGCCAGCAAAUGCAUCUCCAUUGCCAACUACAACCCCAGCAGCAACUACAGCUAUAUCAUUAACCACGACACCCCUACAGCAACUACAACAACAUCACUGUCCACAACUACAUCAUUAACCAUAACAAGUUCUACAGCAACCACAACAACUCUAUCACAAACCACAACAACAUCUGCAGCAACCACAACAACUCCACCACUAACCACAACAACUCCACCACCAACCACAACAACCCUUGCAGCAACCACAGCAAAUCCAUUAACAACCACAUCAACCCUUGCUCCAACCACAAUAACUCCAUCUUCAACAACAACCCCUGCAGCAAACACAACUCAAUCACCAACCACAACAACCCUUGCACCAACCACAACUACUCCAUCACUAAAUAUGUCUCCAUCACUAACCACAACUACAUCACCAUCCACAUCCACCCCAGCUCAAACUACAACAUCCUCAGCUAUAACCACAACAACAACCCUUUCCCCGACACCAACCACAACAGCAGCAGCUCCAACUACAACUCAAGCAUCAACCAUAGCCCCAGCUCCUUCCACAACCACUCCAACUCCAACUACUACCAUCUCAGUCACAGGCUCCACUGCAGAGGUCAUCAGCACUUUAGUUGAUUACUUCAACAAUUUACAAACAAGCACUUCACCUGAUGAAGCUGAAUGCAUGACUUUAUUGCUCUCAGAAGUAGUUAAAAAGUUGGAGAGUGGAGAAAUCGCUAAUGUUACAGAUGGGGCUUUGGUAGUCAAAAUCGACAACGCUAUCUUGGUGCUAUCUACACUUAUACAACAACUGGAAGGACAAGCGUCAACAGCCUCUACCACAACUUCAUCGCCAACCACCACAACUCAGUUGCCAACAACUACAUCUCAAUCACUAACUACUACAACUCCAUCACCAACCACUACAACUACAUCACCAACAACUACUACAGCAACCACAACUCAAUCACCAACCACAGCAACCACAAAAUCCACGGCAGCAACCACAACAACUACAUUAUUAACCACAACAAAAACCCCUUCAUCAACAACUGUUGCAACCACAACUACUCCAUCACCAACUACAACAACUCCAUCACUAACCACAACAACCCCUGCUGAAACCACAACAACUCAAUCACCAACCACAACAACUGCAUCUCCAACCACAACAACCCCUGCUGCAACCACAACACCUCCAUCUCCUACCACAACAACCCCUGCAGCAACCACAACAACUCCAUCUCCAACCACAACAACCCCUGCUGCAACCCCACUCAAUUCAACCACAACAACCGACAUGUGGAACCACACAACUCAAUCCCCAACACAACAAACCCUGCUGGAACCACAACAACUCCAUCACUAA
This is a messenger RNA of Macrobrachium nipponense, 4923 nucleotides long. Its product is annotated as mucin-2-like. The record is from RefSeq and is a predicted model, not a curated record. The transcript is spliced from 6 exons. Lineage: Eukaryota; Metazoa; Arthropoda; Malacostraca; Decapoda; Palaemonidae. Bases 1 to 4923 code for a protein of 1640 amino acids.